UAAUAUAUGAUCAAAUAGAAAUUUGUUGUGUACCAACGUGAUAUUAUUUACCUACGUAUUGUUGAACCUGAGUCCUACAGUUUGGGAAGAAAUUACUCUAAAAUUAAAUAAAGAAAUUGACGUUUCGACUUUAUCUAUAGUAAAGGAGGCAUGAUUAUUAAAAUAAAAUAAAUAGAAUGGAAAAUGCACACCAUCCCUUGUAUCCUCAAAGCAAUGUUGCAAAAUUUAGUGGAUAUGAGCCUGAUAAAUACGCUAUAGAUGAAGUGUCCCUCACGGUGAAAACAGAUGAAUGCUUGACCCCUGGCAGGCCCCCGACCCUAACUCAAAACACUAUCGGAAAAUUCCUUCAACCAUUAACCAGAGCUUUGGUGGAAGUACCUCCCAGACCAACUAUAGAUGAACUACCAGAUGCUGUGAUAGAUAGAAUGGUGCAAAUGGAUAAAGCCUUCUGGGUGGAUAAGCCUGGUGCCAAUGCAUACACGCUCCAUGAUGCAUACUACAAUUACGGGAUGACUACUGAAAAAGUUUUACCUCCGCACCAGGAUGUCUUCCCUCGGUCCUAUCAGUUCGACUUGGAUUGCGUGAAGUACCGGCGUCUGCAUGCAUGUGACAAUUUCAAGCCGACUGCGGAGGCGACGAAGAAAAAUCCCCUUUGCCGUGAUUGUCGUCACGUCAAAAUGUCGGAUUUGGUGGCAUCCAAUGCGACGUAUGAGCAAGAUUCGGGGCAGAAACGCUGGAGGCAAUACCCUGAUGUUAAGGCUACUCUAUCUCCUGAGCAAAUACGUGAAAUGAUGAAAGAGGUAGGUCGUCCAUUUCAGAACGAAGCCUGUAACUGGUAUUAUUCAAACUACCCUCCAGUUAAAUAUAAUUGCAUAAUGCGAAAAUUUUCGAAUUAA
This is a messenger RNA of Colias croceus (clouded yellow), 896 nucleotides long. RefSeq lists its product as uncharacterized. NCBI's taxonomy places the organism in Eukaryota, Metazoa, Arthropoda, Insecta, Lepidoptera, Pieridae. The coding region runs from base 177 to 896 and encodes 239 amino acids. The record is from RefSeq and is a predicted model, not a curated record. The transcript has 6 exons.